Ipomoea triloba (trilobed morning glory) is the source of this 1996-nucleotide messenger RNA. RefSeq names its product probable inorganic phosphate transporter 1-3. Gene Ontology annotation, biological process: phosphate ion transport; transmembrane transport. The coding region runs from base 191 to 1813 and encodes 540 amino acids. Gene Ontology annotation, molecular function: phosphate transmembrane transporter activity. Lineage: Eukaryota; Viridiplantae; Streptophyta; Magnoliopsida; Solanales; Convolvulaceae. Gene Ontology annotation, cellular component: membrane. The record is from RefSeq and is a predicted model, not a curated record. The transcript has 4 exons.
CAAUAUGCCCCACUAUUCUUUCGAUCCUUGUGAAUUGUGAACCCUUUUAUACGGCCUUAAAUAUCACUAUCCAUUCUCCCUCCAUCUUCAACCUGCAGAUUUAUCACUUCUGCAGAUCAGACUGUGCUUCUGCUCUACAUGUCUUAAGUAGAACAAGAGUGUAAUUAGAAGAAAGAGCAGGGAAGAGAAGAUGGCUAGAGAACAGCUGCAAGUGCUAAAUGCACUUGAUGUCGCCAAGACUCAACUUUACCAUUUCACGGCCAUCAUUAUCGCCGGAAUGGGGUUUUUCACUGACGCCUACGAUCUUUUCAGCAUUUCCCUUGUCACCAAGCUACUAGGCCGCAUAUACUACACUAACCUCAACAAAGAAAAGCCAGGCACCCUCCCUCCGGGUAUCUCCGCCGCCGUCACCGGCGUCGCCCUCGUCGGAACCCUCGCCGGCCAGCUCUUCUUCGGCUGGCUCGGCGACAAAAUGGGCCGGAAAAAAGUCUACGGCGUCACCCUCAUCCUCAUGAUUGUUUGCUCUCUUGCUUCCGGACUUUCUUUUGGCAGCCACGCUAAGGGUGUCAUGGCAACCCUUUGUUUCUUCAGAUUUUGGCUGGGUUUUGGAAUCGGCGGCGACUAUCCACUCUCUGCCACAAUCAUGUCGGAAUAUGCUAACAAGAAGACAAGAGGAGCCUUUAUAGCUGCGGUUUUCGCUAUGCAAGGUUUUGGAAUUCUGACUAGCGGCAUUGUGGCACUGAUUGUUUCCUCCGCUUUCGAUCACGCUUACGGCGCUCCGCCGUACAAUCAAAGCGUGGCGGCACGCGCCGCCUCCACCGUGCCGCAGGCCGACUACAUUUGGCGCAUAAUCCUAAUGUUCGGGGCGGUGCCGGCGGCGCUGACGUACUACUGGCGGAUGAAGAUGCCGGAAACCGCCCGUUACACCGCCCUGGUGGCGAAGAACGCGAGACAGGCGGCGAAGGACAUGGCGCAGGUCCUGAACGUGGAGCUGGAAGCCGAGGAAGAAAAGCUGGAGAAAAUGGCGGAAAAACCGGCGAAUUCGUUCGGGUUGUUCUCUAGAGAAUUCGCGAAGCGUCACGGGCUCCACUUACUGGGGACCACCUCCACGUGGUUUCUGUUAGACAUUGCGUUUUACAGCAAUAAUCUGUUUCAGAAAGAUAUUUUCAGCGCGAUUGGGUGGAUCCCGCCGGCGAAGGAAAUGAACGCCGUGCACGAGGUUUAUAGAGUGGCGAGGGCGCAAACGUUGAUCGCGCUUUGUAGCACCGUGCCGGGGUACUGGUUCACCGUCGCCUUCAUCGACGUGAUCGGGAGAUUUUGGAUCCAAUUGAUGGGAUUCUUCUUCAUGACGGUGUUCAUGUUCGCCCUAGCAAUCCCCUACGAUCAUUGGAGAGAAAAGCCGCAUAGAAUCGGGUUCGUUAUAAUGUACUCUCUCACCUUUUUCUUCUCCAAUUUUGGCCCUAACGCCACCACGUUCGUGGUCCCGGCGGAGAUUUUCCCGGCCAGGCUCCGGUCGACCUGCCACGGGAUAUCCGCGGCGGCCGGGAAGGCCGGCGCGAUCGUCGGAGCGUUUGGGUUCUUAUAUGCGUCGCAGCCGACGAACAAAAAAGACGCGGACCCGGGUUACCCGGCGGGGAUUGGGAUCAAGAAAACGCUGAUUGUUUUGGGAUGCGUUAAUGCGCUGGGGAUGCUUUUCACGUUCUUGGUGCCGGAGCCGAAGGGGAAAUCGCUUGAAGAAUUGUCCGGCGAGAAUGACGAUGACGGUACCGAGCUCCAGGCUGGCGCUCCCUAUAGGACUGCCCCAGAAGCCUGAUCGAUCCAAAUCGUUUAAAUUUUUAAUAUUUUGGGUUUGACUUUUCAUCUCUGAUCUUCUUUAUUGUGAUACAUAUAUAUACUAGAGCUCACUAGUUCCUUUGGGAAUAUGUAAUGUUAAUAUUGUGUUGUACUUUAAUAAUAAAUAUAUAUACAUAUUAAUAAAUCCGUAUCAAUUAAAAAA